Molecule: messenger RNA, 1775 nt
Organism: Pyrus x bretschneideri (Chinese white pear)
Lineage: Eukaryota; Viridiplantae; Streptophyta; Magnoliopsida; Rosales; Rosaceae
Product: probable inactive serine/threonine-protein kinase fnkC
Exons: 6
Coding region: 609-1547 (312 amino acids)
Molecular function (GO): protein binding
Source: RefSeq, a predicted model, not a curated record
GAGUAACUGAGAACAUUUUCGUAUUCUUCCAGAUUAUAAUUGGUUCAGUGCCUCGGAUUCAAGUUAUGUUGCUAAUUCAAAGUUUCAAAAUUUCGUUUUAAUGGGCAUGAAUAUUGCCUCAUUGUCUUGGGAAGAAAGCUUUGAGUGCUUUGUGUGGGAAUUUGAAGAAAGACCUUUGUAUGGUUUGAAAAUUGAAGUGUACGUGUCUUCCUUUAUACAAUGGAUGAAGCUAUUGAGUACAGUAUAGAGAGACGAAAUCCAAGGUAUCCACAAUGCAUGAAGCUAUUGAGUACUGUAUAGAGAGAUGAAAAGACAUAUCUCAUCCAAUAUGCAGCAUGCUCCUUGCAUGGAGAGAUUUUUCAAUGUACCGGAGCAUGAGAUGGUACGUCAUAUGUCAUUAUACAAUUGAAGAGAUUUUUUUUUUUUUUUCAAGUGUAUAAUGACGUGUGGCAUAUCAUCCUAUGUUUGGGGCACACUAAAAAAAAUCUCUUCAUUGGAUGCGUGUAUUUCCUUCUCUAAUGACAUUAUAUAUAUAGGCAAGCUCCUCUUGAAGCAAAAGAUAACUGUUUAGCCUUAACAGUUUGUUAAGCAAUUUCAGUUUUAUUGCCAUGGCUUGUUAUCCCCUUCAACAAAAUGGGUUUUCGACAUCAUAUUCAGAUUCGGCUCCAACUCAUUACUUUCUGAAAAUCGGGUCAUUUUCUUGGGUAACCAAAAUUUCAGUGGACAAAUAUGAGUCGGGAGAAUUUGAAGCUGGAGGAUACAAAUGGAAACUAGUGCUCUACCCGAAUGGAAACAAGAAGAAAAAUGUGGAAGGCCACAUCUCUGUUUACUUGGAAAUGGUUGGAGCUGAUUCACUUCAGACUGGAUUCGAAGUAUAUGUUAAUUUCAGGUUCUUUUUACUUGAUCAGAAUAAGGGAAUGUUCCUGGUUCUUCAAGAUGCCAAUAAAAAGGAAAAGUGUUUCCAUAGGGUGAUGCGUUACUCGGGAUUUGAUAGGCUUAUCAGUCUUAAAUCGUUUACUGAUGCUUCCAAUGGAUAUGUCAUUGAUGAUUCCUGUGUGAUUGGAGCUGAGGUCUUUGUUUGUAAAGAAAGAAGGGCUCGCAAAGGAGAGUUAGUAUCGAUGGUCGACGUUGCUGUUAUGUGCAAGCAUGUUUGGAAGGUUGAGAACUUUUCAAAUUUAGGUGCUGACCCCUACAAAUCAGAACCAUUCACUGCCAGAGAACGGAAUUGGAAGAUAGUGCUCUAUCCUAAGGGACAUAAGAAAGGAAAGGGUACUCAUAUUUCUCUUUUCUUGGAAUUGGAUGAUCCGGAAAAACUUUCUGGUUCCAAAGUAUUUGCAGAGUUUUCCAUGCGCAUUGUAGAUCAAAUGCAUGCCAAACAUGAGUGCUUAAAAGCUAACAACUGGUUCAGUACCUCAACUCGGGAUUUCGGUUGGCCUACGUUCCUUAAACUGGACACCUUCAGUCAGGCAGGUAAUGGGUUUUUGGUGAAGGAUGCUUGCACAGUGGAGGCCGAUGUCACUAUCCGUGGAACUGCAACAGCACUGUAGUCGGCAUGUCGUAUGUUUUAACUGUUCCUAAAAAGAUGUUACGAAUAAAAGGACUAAGGGCCUUGUCUGUCCUUGAUAUUGUAAAAGCACCGUCUAGAUGUGGGUAUACCAUAGUGCUAAAAUCCUUGUUCACCAAAUGACUUGUGAUUGAAGGGUAUUUUGAUGUUUUUAAUUAAUUUUAGCUGAAGUUUGUGAUUUUUGCAAAUUGAAAGGCCUUUUCUUUUAUAA